Heterobilharzia americana is the source of this 273-nucleotide messenger RNA. The record is from the annotation of a GenBank genome assembly. Lineage: Eukaryota; Metazoa; Platyhelminthes; Trematoda; Strigeidida; Schistosomatidae.
AUGGCCAAGGAUUCAAUGAGAUUCACCUUCCAAAAGCCAAACAUGGAUUUAGAUAAUGAUGAAGAACUGUUGGCAUGUUUUGACGAGCAUAAUAGACGAGUGGUGGAAACUGUUCCAGAGGAUCGUUUAUUAGUUUAUCAACUUGGUGAUGGUUGGGAACCACUAUGCAAAUUUCUCAAUAUUCCUGUCCCACAAAAUAUACCCUACCCAUGUGUUAAUGAUCGCGUUGAGAUGAUGAAUAUUACAGAAUUGAAGAAGAAACAGGCAACGUGA